Ruditapes philippinarum (Manila clam) is the source of this 1954-nucleotide messenger RNA. RefSeq lists its product as uncharacterized. NCBI's taxonomy places the organism in Eukaryota, Metazoa, Mollusca, Bivalvia, Venerida, Veneridae. The record is from RefSeq and is a predicted model, not a curated record. The transcript has 8 exons. The coding region runs from base 98 to 1954 and encodes 618 amino acids.
CGGCAUUGUAAUGUCAAAAUAUUUUUGACCAAUGAAAAAGCUGUAAAUUCGCUCCCUGUUUAAAGUAUGGAAAUUUGGUAAAUAACAUGGAUCAAGCAUGGAAGAUUUGCACAUAAAGGAAAAUUUGCCAUUACAAAAUGAUAGUGAUGCUGUGAAAGUACUCUCACUGCCUGCUUCUAUAAUAAGAGAGCCCCUUAAAGUCUUCAACAUGAGUACAUCCACUCCUAGAAAGCCCCUCACUGAUAUUAAACAGGUGGCUAGACCCAAAGACAGUGUGAAUAUAAAGACCAGUACACCAUUGGGGACCCCUCGACCAACAAACUUACACAGCAGGAAAUUGAAGCCAUCAUCAUUGUUAAAGAAAGCUGAUAAAGAAAAUGUGAUGACUGACAGAACAAGAAUGGGAAAGAGUGCAGAUUCUUGUUCAUCGUCUCACAGAAUGGAUGAAAUAUUUGAAGAAAAUGUGGAAGAGUUUGUUACCAAGGUUCUUGAUCAGUGUGUCCAGGAUCUGAAUGAUGAGAAAACAGACAUUUCAAGUAAUGAAAAGCUUGGUGUUGAAGAAUUGAAGCCAACUCUAACUGACAUCUGUAUGUUGACUGAAACCCAGAGUGAUGACCUCCGUUCACAACCUGAAAUUGAAGUUGAAAUUGAGAGUGAACAGUUAGAAUGUAUGUCUGACGAGGCGGCUAGGACAGAUGGCAGACAAGAGUUGGUGUCACAGUUUGGAGAUUUGUCAGUAAAUGAGGACAGUUUACUGGGUAACUCUAAUUACAGUGAUUGCAGCUUCACUGAAUCAACAAAAUCAGAAGAGGAACUUCUUGCUAGUUAUGUGCAGACUCCAAAUUUAAAUAUUUGUUCAGAGACGGAUAGUAAUAUUAAUGGGAAAGAAAUUAAUUGUUUUGAACCUCUGGAAGCCAGGAGUCUAGGACUAAAAUUUCAGACACCUAAGCCAAGAUUUCUCGAGAAAUUGGCACUCAGACAACGGGUCAACGAUGCUACGUCAAGUUUAGCCACAUGGGUUUUUCCAAAGGAAGUGACGGAGCACCACGUCCAGAUAGUCUCUGGAAAUAAUAAGGUUAAACUUAUGCAUGAUGUGGCUUGUUCACCAAUGCCGCAAAGUAGAAAAAAAUUAUCUUCGAAUGAUAACUUUAAUGAUAAUCAGAAUAAAAAAACCAGGGAUAUUGAUGGUUACGAUUACGAUAAGCAAAAGGACAUCAGUAGCAUAAAUGAUCACAAGCAUGAAACAAAGAAAGAUACUUUGAAUUGCAGUUUUGACUGUGAAAAUGCUACUAGUUGUGAAGUGACUCAAACUAAUAAGGACACAAAUGUAGACAUUGAGUUAGGUACAGCUGAGUGUAUUAAUAAAUCUUUGCAGUCUAAUUAUUCAACACCACACGGAAAAGUGAUGUGUAGAGACUUUGCUUCAGACACAAACAUUGAUAUAUUUCCCCCUGUAGCUAUGAACUCAGUGGCUUGUUCUCCAAUCAGUGUGCCAGUCUGUGACUUCUCUGUUCAAAAUGAGGUUGAAACACAGUCUGUUUUAUGUUCACCAAUCAGAUUUGAGAAUUGUGAUGUAUCGAUUCAGCAUGAAGGGUUGACAGCAGAAGAUGUACGUAAACAACACCCGAGGGUUCUUGCCAAUGAGCUUGAGACCUUACGUCUGGAAAACUCCAGGCUAGAAAACCAGGUCAAGGCUUAUGAAAAAGACAGGAAAAAACUGGUAGUUCAAAAGGAUUUACAAGUCAAGUUUGAAGAAAAUAAAGCAGCUCUUUGGGAGAUGGAAACCAAAUACAGUCAAGAUGUUGAUGAAUGGCAGACCAGACAGCAAGCACUCGAGUCAGAAAUCUCUGUCCUAAAACUGGAACUAGAAGAUAAAAUAUCUGUCCUAAAACUGGAACAUGAAAAUGAAAUGUCUGUCCUAAAACUGGAACACAAAAAUAAGGUAAUGAUUUAG